Molecule: messenger RNA, 3285 nt
Organism: Dovyalis caffra
Lineage: Eukaryota; Viridiplantae; Streptophyta; Magnoliopsida; Malpighiales; Salicaceae
Source: the annotation of a GenBank genome assembly
AUGGCACCCUCGUUUGACUGGUGGGCAAAGGACAGCCAUAGAGGAACACCGGUGGUAGUCAAAAUGGAGAACCCAAACUGGUCAAUGGUGGAGCUUGAAGGUCCGUCAGAGGAAGAUUUCUUAAUCACUGACUCACCGAGUCGACUCGGCCGAGAUAAAUCACGUAACAAGAACGCUAAACAGCUCACAUGGGUCCUUCUCUUAAAAGCCCACAAAGCCGCCGGUUGCCUGACCUCCAUUGCCACCGCAAUGGUCUCUCUCGGCUCUGCCAUCAAGCGCCGCAUCCACUCUGGCCGCACUGAUAUCGAAACCACCGACAUCGACCGGGAAAACGAGAACCCAACCGUGAAAACAAAAUUCUAUACUUUCAUCAAGAUUUUUCUUUGGCUAUCAGUUUUGCUGUUAGGCUUCGAAAUUGCUGCUUAUUUUAAAGGGUGGCAUUUCGGAGCUCCACAUCUGCAAUUGCAGUACUUAUUAGCGACGCCGUUCGGGUUUAAAGAUAUCUUUGAUUCCUUGUAUUCACGGUGGGUUUUGUUUCGUGUGGAGUAUCUUGCUCCUCCUUUGCAAUUUCUAGCCAAUGCCUGUAUUGUGCUCUUCCUUAUCCAGAGUGUUGAUAGGCUUGUUCUUUGUGUGGGUUGUUUCUGGAUCCGGUUUAAGAAGAUUAAACCAAUCCCCAAACAAGACGCUGUUGCUGAUCUUGAAUCUGGUGAAAAUGGCUUCUUUCCUAUGGUUCUUGUCCAGAUCCCCAUGUGCAAUGAGAAAGAGGUUUAUCAACAAUCAAUAGCAGCCGUGUGUAAUCUGGACUGGCCGAAAUCGAAGAUUUUAAUACAAAUUCUAGAUGAUUCUGAUGAUCCAACUACGCAAUUGUUGAUUAAAGAGGAGGUUAAUAAAUGGCAGCAAGAGGGUGCCCGCAUUUUGUAUAGGCAUCGUGUAAUCAGGGAUGGUUAUAAAGCUGGAAAUCUUAAGUCUGCUAUGAAUUGUAGCUAUGUCAAAGACUAUGAGUUUGUGGCUAUUUUCGAUGCCGAUUUUCAGCCAAACCCCGACUUUCUUAAAAGAACAGUCCCUCACUUCAAGGAUAAUGAGGAGCUAGGGCUUGUUCAGGCAAGGUGGUCUUUUGUGAACAAGGAUGAGAAUUUGUUGACUAGGUUGCAGAACAUUAAUUUAGCGUUUCAUUUCGAAGUAGAGCAGCAAGUGAAUGGUGUUUUCAUUAACUUCUUUGGAUUCAAUGGGACUGCUGGGGUGUGGAGGAUAAAAGCUUUGGAAGAAUCUGGUGGUUGGUUAGAGAGGACUACUGUUGAGGACAUGGACAUUGCUGUUCGCGCCCAUCUUCAUGGCUGGAAGUUCAUUUUCCUCAAUGAUGUUGAGUGUCAGUGUGAAUUGCCUGAAUCAUAUGAAGCAUAUAGAAAGCAACAACACAGAUGGCAUUCCGGACCCAUGCAGUUGUUUAGACUUUGCUUACCUGCUAUUAUUCGAUCCAAGAUUAGCGUAUGGAAGAAAUUCAACAUGAUUUUUCUUUUCUUUCUGCUCAGAAAGCUGAUCCUGCCAUUUUAUUCGUUCACACUCUUCUGCAUAAUUCUCCCGAUGACAAUGUUUAUACCAGAGGCUGAACUCCCAGCAUGGGUUGUGUGUUACAUUCCAGCUACCAUGUCAUUUCUCAACAUUCUCCCAGCCCCCAAAUCCUUCCCUUUCAUUGUCCCCUACCUUCUGUUUGAAAACACUAUGUCAGUGACCAAGUUCAAUGCUAUGAUCUCUGGCCUAUUCCAGCUUGGCAGUGCCUACGAAUGGGUUGUUACUAAGAAGUCUGGCCGCUCCUCUGAGGGUGAUCUUGUUUCCUUGGAGCAUAGAGAGACAAAGCAUCAAAGGGGUUCUUCGGAGCCAAAUCUUGAUGAAUUGAAGGAAGAACUUAUGCAACAAGAUCAAAAGGCUAAGAAGAAAAGAAAGCAUAAUAGAAUAUAUAUGAAAGAGUUGGCACUGGCUUUCCUUCUUUUAACAGCUUCAGCAAGGAGCCUGCUCUCUGCUCAGGGUAUCCAUUUCUACUUUUUGCUAUUUCAAGGGAUAUCAUUCUUGCUUGUUGGUCUAGAUUUAAUAGGUGAGCAGGAUGCAUUCAGACGAGUGGUGUUCAACAGGAGGUGUGGUUGUGGCACAUCUGUAAAUUCGAGGGGCAUGGGGCAUUUGUUUUCCGUGGGGUUUUUCUUCAAUACGGCAGGGCAGUUUGUUGGAGGAUCCCAUGAAGGCAACAUCCUCAGCUACCAGCCUAGUCAACUAGCAUUACUUGCAGUAGAAGUGGAUCGACCUUUACGUAAUACCUCGGGAGUUGUGGUCCUUCCAUCCGACGCGAACGCGCGCCUUGCAAUUCUUGCAUUUGCAAACGAGGAACCACAGACACAAUCUAGGAUUUUUAGAUCUAUAACCUUCCUCAAGUUUCUCGAAAAUGAGGCUGGUACACUUGCUGUCUCAAGAUUCCGGACGGAUCAUAAGUUCAAAUUAAUUUCAGCAAUGUCAAAGAGGUCAUCAAAACAUUCUAGGCGAUAUGGAGAUAGUGGAGGAAUAGGUGCUCUAUUUGGCUUCAAUUCCCACUCACGUUCUUCUCCAUAUUUGCCUGUUGCUCUGAUUCUCCUGGGAGCAGUAUUUCUUUUUGCUUAUUUCUACAGCAGCUCAGGGAAAUUUGGUGGCAACAAACAGGCUUUUAACAGGGUUCAAGGUGAUUUUUCAUGCACAGUUGGUGUAGAACAAGCAAUCCCAAUUUUGAAGAAAGCUUAUGGAGAUAGCAUGCAUAAAGUUUUGCAUGUUGGGCCUGAUACUUGCUCUGUGGUUUCUCAAUUGCUAAAAGAAGAGGAGACCGAAGCCUGGGGUGUGGAACCAUAUGACAUAGAGGACGCUGAUGGUAACUGCAAGGCACUAGUGCGGAGGGGUGUUGUGCGUGUUGCUGAUAUCAAGUUUUCUCUUCCUUACAGACCAAAAUCAUUUUCUCUCGUAAUUGUGUCAGAUGCAUUGGAUUACUUGUCACCAAGAUACCUCAACAAGACAAUUCCAGAUUUGGCUAGGGUAUCAGCUGAUGGUCUUGUAAUAUUUACAGGCUUUCCAGGUCAACACAGAGCUAAAGUUGCUGAAGUGUCCAAAUUUGGAAGGGCGGCGAAAUUGAGGAGCUCAUCUUGGUGGGUACGGUUUUUUCUUCAGACCAGCUUAGAAGAAAAUGAAGCUGCCGGUAAAAAAUUUCAGCAGGCUGCAACUAAGAGGUCACACCACCCAAGUUGCCAAAUUUUCCACCUCAAGCCAUUCAAUUGA